AACUAAACCAAUUCGCGACUGGCGAUAGUGGAAAUUCACAGGCUUUGGUUUACAAGAGUAAUCACAAUUUAUUUAUUUAAUAGUAUCAUUAAAUUAACUUGUUCUAAACAAGUUCUGGGUAUUGCUGUACGGUUCGUUAUUAAACCGUUCCGCGGGCACAUUCGCACGAUGGCAGACCAGUCUGUUUUAGUCGACGAAUACUUCGAGUCGGCGCUGUCUUUGGUGAAAACUUCCGGAAACCUUAUAAAAGAUCAUAUUACUGGAUGUAAGGACUUCGAAUUGAAGUCGUGUGAUAUCGAUUUGGUGACAGAAAUAGAUAAAAAAGUAGAAGAAACUUUGAUUGGAGGAAUUUCAAAAUUAUAUCCCGACCAUCAAUUUAUCGGCGAGGAAGCGGUGUCUGGUGGCGCUAAAUGCGAGCUAACUGAUGCGCCCACAUGGGUGAUAGAUCCCGUCGACGGAACUAUGAAUUUUGUCCACGGUUUUCCACACAGCUGCAUCUCAUUGGGACUUCUUAUCAACAAGGAGGCAGUUGCUGGUAUUGUAUACAAUCCUAUCCUGGAGCAGUUGUUCACAGCAAAGAAAGGUAAAGGUGCGUUUUAUAACGGCCGACAGAUACAUGUAUCUCAAAUUAAGGAGUUGAGUAAAGCUUUGAUCAUGACAGAGGCUGGUACAAGUCGAGAUCCAGAAAGACAGAAAGUUCUUUUUGAAAACUUUAAAAUGAUAAUUACUAAGGCUCAUGGCAUUAGAACCUUGGGAUCUGCUGCCUUGAAUAUGUGUAUGGUGGCAUUGGGAGGGGCUGAUCUUAACUUUGAGUUUGGUAUUCAUGCUUGGGACAUAGCUGCGGGUGACAUUAUAGUCCGUGAAGCAGGUGGGGUCUGCAUUGAUCCUGCUGGGGGCCCCUUUGAUGUUUUAUCUCGUAGGGUCUUGUGUGCAAGCACUGAAGAGCUGGCACAAGAAAUGGCCAAAAAUUUGAGCCAAUUUUAUCCUGAGAGAGAUUAAAUAUAUGGAUAUGAUUAGAGUCUCAUUAUUGAUGCUUAUGUUAGUUAGGUAAGGUCAGUAAAUUUAAAGUACUUGAAGGACAUUGUUCCAUAUGAAGGACCAUAAAAUAUUCUGUAGAAAACCAACUCAAAUACUUUUGCUAUAAUAUUGCAAUUAAGUAUUUAGUCACUAUACACUAAGUAAAUAAAGCAGUUUGUUCUACAUGUGUAUUAUGUGUAGAAUUUAUUUAGGGCUACAAUAUUUCGUCAGGUGACAAGCAAAACUCACUAAUUACUACCACAAGUUAAUAGCCAGUGUGAACCAUAUUAAUACCUAAAUAAGGUUGUUUUUUGUUUAAUAUUUAUUUAGUAAUGAAUGAGUUUUGCUUGUCACCUGAUGAUUUAUGAGCAAUGUACCUACUAUGAAUUAUUAUUUAAUGGUUAAUGUGACUAGUCUGUUCUAGAAUUCAUUGUACUUAAUAUUAGAAUUUACAAUAUUAUUUAUUUGGAUCACUAUUUGAUAGUGACUUUGAUAAAUACAUGUAGUGAACAAAAAUCAUACCAAAUGAAUAAGACCAUAUAAUACACAACAUAAUAGAUACAAUGAUUUAAGACCAAAAAUCUUGAUAUUUUUAAGGCAUUUACUCAUGAAUGUAUUUUUUUGUAAGAUAUGACUUUUAUAGUAGGGUUAGUAAGGUCAUUUAGCAUGCACUUUAGUCUCAGGCGAUGCCGCUUGGCACCAUUGUUCCUUAGGUCAAACGAAGUUGAUUUGGCCCAGUAGCCAGGAGAUCGUACCAUGCAGACCCUCCAAAAAGGGAGGAUGAAAGGGUCGGCUCCCCAGGUCCAAUCUAUGCUAUAUUCCUUCCUAGUCUUAGCAACUAGGGCAAGUUAUAUAUCAUUUUCGUAUAAAUUAGGGACGAGGAAUUCAUUUUUGAAAUAAUGAUUAUGCCUUUCCAUACAAAAAAAAUAUUUUUGUACAAAAAAUGAAAAUGUAUGUAAUUUUUUGUGACAACUUUGGAUGUUACAAUCACAGUGUGGCGAUUUGCACUAAAUAAAAAUAUGGACGAUGUAGCCCAUGUAUUCUUUAUUCUGGAAAAUAUCACUUUAAAGUAGGCAUUCAUAAUUUUUUUCGUGAUAAAACAAUAAUUUAUAGCGCGUGGCGGUAAAGACUUCCAUACAAAUGGAACUAUGCCCAAAGUCAAAGAUUAAAAAUGUUUACUAAAACACUGAAUUUGGCAUUUUAAAAGUUUAAAUAUAAUGUUGUAAUAUUUUUUUCAUGCGUUUUUGCCCUUUUUUGGUACAAAUUUGUUGUUUUUAUUUUUCUUCCAUACAAACUUUCUCCCCCCUAUUUCCCCCCCUUAAGGGUAGAUAGUUUUAAAUUAGUUUUUAUUACUAACUUAUAUCUUUUUUAAUUAAUCAGUGUUCAAAUUUUCAGGUGAAAAUGUUUAGUAGUUUAGGAUCUACAUGUGUUUGAGCUAAAGACAUUUUAUUUCAUAAUAUCCCAUACAUUAUAAUAUCUAACGAAAUUCUGCUUACUUCCAGACAUCAUACAAUCUAAACCCCUGAAGAUAUGAAGCUGAAAUUUGCAACAUAAAUUAAAUGCAACAGGUUUAAGUUUGAGAUAAAAUAAAAUUUUAUAAAAUCAACCCUUAAGGGGGGGAAAUAGGAGGGAGAAAGUUUGUGUGGAAGAAAAAUAAAAUCAACAAAUUUGUACCAAAAAAGAGCAAAAACGCAUGGAAAAAAUAUUAAAACAUUAUAUUUAAACUUUUAAAAUGCCAAAUUCAGUGUUUUUGUAAAAAAUUGUAAUCUUUGACUUUGGACAUAGUUCCAUUUGUAUGGAAAUCGUUACUACCGCGCUCUAUAAAUAUUUUUUCUAUUACGAAAAAAUGUAUGAAUGCCUAAGAUAAAGUGAUAUUUUUCAGAAUAAAGAAUACAUGAGCUACAUCGUCCAAUUUUUUAUUUAGUGCAAAUCGCCACACUGUGAUUGUAACAUCCAAUAUUGUCACAAAAAAUUACAUAACAUUUUCAUUUUUUGUACAAAAACCAUUUUUUUUUGUAUGAGAAGGUAUAGUAAUUAUUUCAAAAAUGAAUUCCUCGUCCCUUAAUUAUACGUAAAUGAUAUAUAACUUGCCCUAGUUGCUAAGACUAGGAUGGAAUAUAGCAUAGAUUGGACCUGGGGAGCCGACCCUUUCACCCCCCCCCCCCUUUUUAGGGGGUCUGCAUGGUACGAUCUCCUGGCUACCGGGCCAGAUCAACUUUGUUUGACCUAAGGAAAUCGUGCCAAGCGGCAUCGCCUUAUAGGUUAUCUGCCUUAACACUUUUGGUGCCUGGUGCCCCGUUUUCAGUACAAAAUGAACACACAUACGUGUUCUUUGCAGUGAAUGUGUUAAAUUAUCAGUUUUUUUACUAGAAUGGCUAUGAUCAUUAUUGUUAUGGAUUUUAAUUUAUUAGAAAUUAUAAGCAUAUAAAAAUGUAUAUUCUGUUGUGAUGUAAUAAAAUGAUGUAAUGUUG
Cydia splendana is the source of this 3488-nucleotide messenger RNA. RefSeq names its product inositol monophosphatase 1. The record is from RefSeq and is a predicted model, not a curated record. The transcript has a single exon. NCBI's taxonomy places the organism in Eukaryota, Metazoa, Arthropoda, Insecta, Lepidoptera, Tortricidae. Gene Ontology annotation, molecular function: inositol monophosphate 1-phosphatase activity. The coding region runs from base 169 to 999 and encodes 276 amino acids. Gene Ontology annotation, biological process: signal transduction; inositol metabolic process; phosphatidylinositol phosphate biosynthetic process.